GGAUACUACUCCUCCCACUCUACUAGGCACCAACUAUGGGGCAUUUUUCCUUCCACUAACACCAAUGAUGGGGCACAAGGUACUAUUCCUCCAACUAAUACCAAGGACGGGGCACUAUUCCUUCAUCUGACACCAAUGAUGGGGCACUAUUCCUUCAUCUGACACCAAUGAUGGGCACUAUUCCUUCAUCUGACACCAAUGAUGGGGCACUAUUCCUUCAUCUGACACCAAUGAUGGGGCACUAUUCCUUCAUCUGACACCAAUGAUGGGGCACUAUUCCUCCCACU
Staurois parvus is the source of this 287-nucleotide messenger RNA. NCBI's taxonomy places the organism in Eukaryota, Metazoa, Chordata, Amphibia, Anura, Ranidae. The record is from the annotation of a GenBank genome assembly.